CAUCCCUUCCCCUUCGCUCCUCCCCGCGCACGGAGCGCGGCCCCCGGUGCCCCGUCGAGCCGAGCGGAGCCGAGCGGAGCGGAACGGAGCAUGGAGGGCCUCUCCCGGGGGGGGCACCGCUGCCCGCCCCUGCCCCUGGCGAUGGGGUUGUGCUGCUGCCUGCUGCUGCCGCCCGCUGCCGGCUCCUGGAGCGUGCAGCCCCGCAGCAAUUGGUGCUCCUACAUGGUGACGAGGACGGUGACGUGCCUGGUGCAGAAUGGCACCUCCCUGCAGCGUGUUUUCCAGGGCUGCCGCUGGCCGCCGGGCUGCGGUGGAGGCAGCUAUCGCACCGUCAUCCGGCCCGCGUAUCGGGUGGCCUACAGGACGCUGACGGCGCUGGAGUGGAAGUGCUGCCCUGGGCACAGUGGGGCCAACUGUGAGGAAGAGCCCCACACCUUCCUGGCUCUGCGUGAUGCUGCACGCCCCAGCACCGCCCCACGUCGCUCUCCCCUGCGCCCCACGGCUUUCUCAGGGUGCCUGAACUGCAGCCACGUCGGGGAGCUGUCAGCACGCCUGGCCACCCUCGAGGCACAGGUGGCCCGGCUCUCAGUGGCAGAAGCCCCCACGUCCCCAACGCCCAAAGGUGACAGCUUGAGUAGGGGUCCUGACACCGGGCAGCUCUGGGGGUCCCCGGCCGCACAGGGGAGCCCAGGGGACAAAGGCAGACCUGGUUCGCGGAGACCCCCCAGCCCCUCUGGUCCCAAGGGUGAUGCAGGUGGACGGGGACCCUCAGGCAUUCCCGGGGCAAAGGGUCCAUCAGGACCUCCAGGUCCCCCCGGUCCCCCCGGUCCCCCUGGCCAAGAUGGAGCCAGAGAGUGGGGAGAGCCGCGGAGCGCGGCCGUUCUGGUGCCGGUCCUUCGUGGGGUCACGGCGUGGGACGUGGGGCUGGGAUGUGGAGUGGGGCUGUGA
This is a messenger RNA of Meleagris gallopavo (turkey), 948 nucleotides long. The record is from RefSeq and is a predicted model, not a curated record. Lineage: Eukaryota; Metazoa; Chordata; Aves; Galliformes; Phasianidae.